Molecule: messenger RNA, 3314 nt
Organism: Nanorana parkeri
Lineage: Eukaryota; Metazoa; Chordata; Amphibia; Anura; Dicroglossidae
Gene: HSPA4
Product: heat shock protein family A (Hsp70) member 4
Exons: 19
Coding region: 206-2722 (838 amino acids)
Biological process (GO): protein folding
Cellular component (GO): nucleus; cytosol
Molecular function (GO): ATP-dependent protein folding chaperone; ATP binding
Source: RefSeq, a predicted model, not a curated record
AUUGGCCGGGUAAACCCGAGGCUAUGACGUCACAAUUUAUCGCGAGAUCCUCCGGCGCUGUGUCUUGCUUUUACUCCUCCUGUGACAGCGAGAUCUUUCGAGAUCUUCCAGGGUUCCAUUCAUCUCCCCUUGCAGGAGUGUAGUGCGGCCGCUCAGCCGUUUCCCCUCCCCGUCUUGUGCGCUGCCAGUGUCCCCAGCUGCAGUCAUGUCUGUGGUGGGCAUCGACCUGGGCUUCCAGAGCUGCUACGUUGCGGUGGCCAGAGCCGGAGGGAUCGAGACUGUGGCCAAUGAGUACAGCGACCGCAGUACCCCGUCAUGCAUUUCAUUCGGCCCUAAAAGCAGAUCUAUUGGAGCGGCAGCAAAAAGCCAAAUUAUUUCCAAUGCAAAGAACACGCUGCAAGGCUUCAAGAGGUUUCAUGGGCGAGCUUAUACAGACCCAUUUGUGCAGGCGGAGAAGCCUGGUUUGGCCUGUGAGCUUGUUGAGCUGCCAAUGGGUUCCGCUGGUAUCAAGGUCAUGUACUUGGAGGAGGAGAGGAGCUUUACUACUGAGCAGGUGACUUCCAUGCUACUGAGCAAACUUAAAGAGACUGCAGAGAGUGCAUUGAAGAAGCCUGUAGUAGACUGUGUUGUUGCAGUUCCAUGCUUCUUCACUGAUGCAGAGAGAAGGUCUGUAUUGGAUGCCACACAGAUCGCCGGGCUCAACUGUCUACGACUAAUUAAUGAAACUACUGCAGUGGCACUUGCAUAUGGAAUCUAUAAACAAGAUCUACCUGCACCAGAAGAAAAGCCAAGGCUUGUUGUGUUUGUGGACAUGGGGCAUUCAGCAUAUCAAGUCUCUGUGUGUGCUUUUAACAAAGGAAAACUUAAAGUACUAGCUACUUCCUUUGACCCAAAUGUCGGCGGAAGGAAAUUUGAUGAUGUUCUGGUUGCCUAUUUCUGUGAAGAGUUCGGCAAGAAAUAUAAACUGGAUAUCAAGUCUAAGAUUAGGCCUUUACUGCGACUCGCUCAGGAGUGUGAAAAGCUCAAGAAGUUGAUGAGUGCAAAUGCUUCAGAUCUGCCUCUAAAUAUUGAAUGUUUUAUGAAUGAUAUUGAUGUCUCUGGAAAAAUGAACAGGGGUCACUUUGAAGAAAUGUGCGAUAGCCUGUUGUCUCGAAUUGAAGGUCCUCUACGCAGCAUCUUGGAACAAACCAAGCUCAAGAAAGAAGAUAUUUAUGCAGUAGAAAUAGUUGGGGGUGCUACACGUAUCCCAGCUGUUAAAGAACGAAUAAUACGAUUCUUUGGUAAGGAAGUCAGCACAACAUUGAAUGCUGAUGAAGCUGUAGCUAGGGGCUGUGCAUUACAGGUAAGGGGCCUGGUAAUUAAAUACGUUCUGCGUGACAGAAUUGAUGUGAUGCAUGUUCAAUACCCAAUAUCUCUAAAAUGGAAUUCUCCAGCAGAGGAAGGGCUUAGUGAUUGCGAGGUGUUCCCCAAGAACCACGCAGCUCCUUUCUCCAAAGUGCUGACCUUUUACAGGAAAGAACCUUUUACUUUGGAUGCUUACUAUAGUGCACCCAAAGAACUGCCCUACCCAGACCCCUCAUUAGGUCAGUUCCAUGUACAGAAGGUUACUCCUCAGGCCGAUGGCUCCAGUUCCAAAGUGAAGGUGAAAGUCCGUGUAAAUGUCCAUGGUAUAUUUAGUGUAUCGAGUGCAUCUCUGGUUGAAGUUCAUAAAACAGACGAUUCUGAGGAACCUAUGGAAACUGACCAGGCUGCAAAAGAUGAAGAGAAAAUGCAAGUUGAUCAAGAGGAGCCUAAAUCAGAAGAAGCUCCGCCCACACAAGCAGAAACUAAGUCUAAUACAGAAGAAAUGGAGACUUCACAAGGCGCACCUAAAGACAAGAAGACGGAUCACCCUCCACAAGCCAAGAAGGCCAAAGUGAAGACUAGCACGAUUGAGCUACCUAUUGAUCACUACCCUCCAUGGCAGAUAGGGCGAGAUAUGUUGAACUUGUUUGUGGAAAAUGAGGGAAAGAUGAUUAUGCAGGAUAAACUUGAGAAGGAGCGAAAUGAUGCCAAGAAUGCUGUCGAAGAAUAUGUAUAUGAAAUGAGGGACAAGCUGUGCGGCAUUUAUGAGAAAUUUGUCAAUGAAGAUGACCGAAACAGUUUUAUCCUGAAGCUUGAGGAUACAGAGAAUUGGCUGUAUGAGGAUGGAGAGGAUCAGUCGAAACAAGUGUAUAUAGACAAGUUUACAGACUUAAAGAACUUGGGCCAACCUAUACAAGCACGUUACCUAGAGUUUGAGGAGAGACCAAAAGCCUUUGAUGAGCUUGGCAAACAAAUUCAACUUUAUAUGAAAGUUAUUCAUGCCUUCAAAAACAAGGAAGAGGCAUACGACCACCUUGAGCCUGCUGAUGUGGAGAAAGUUGAAAAGUCUAUAAAUGAAGGCAUGGAGUGGAUGAACAACAAAAUGAAUUUACAGAUGAAGCAGAAUCUUACUGCAGAUCCUGUCAUCAAAACAAAGGAUAUCCAAGCUAAAACAAAAGAAUUGAUGAACACAUGUAACCCUAUAGUCUGCAAACCGAAACCCAAGGUGGAGCCCCCAAAAGAGGAGCAGCAAGCAGGGGAGCAGAAUGGACCAGUAGAAAGUAACACAAAUGGCCAAGGGCCACCGGCUGCAGAGCAGAGUUCAGAUUCAGCUGCCUCUGAAGCAGAGAAGAAACUCCCGGAGAUGGACAUUGAAUAAAUUCCAUGAUCUAUUUCUAUUCUAAAACAGUAUAACAAAGCUUUAAGUUGUUACCUUCAUACAGCUCAAAAUACCGAUCAGAGAAAAGUGAUGACUGCAAAUUACUUGUAGUUUCUUAGUCAGCCCCUGUAUUUCCUGCAUUUUUCUACACCCUUUGACAUGAAUUGUUUUGAUUUUGUCUCUUAUGAUUUUUUAUUUUGUUACUUUGCAGCAAUUCCUCAUUGUUGCAGUUUUAGCGAUGGCUGUAACUUGCACAUUAACUAGUAGGCUUUUGUCUGGAGUUACGCCAGGUCUGUAGCUUACUUGAGUAGUAUUCAAGGUCUACAAAUGGCUGAAUUGCUUUGGAACAAGCACUUACUCCAACUAUAGCAACAUCUUUUUGUGUUUCUGAGCAGAUUUUGAAAUCUUGCUUUUGCAUCUAUUUCUGUGCACUGCAUUUCCGCCCCACUGGCAGCUGGUUAAUGGCCGCAAGCUCAUCCUUUUGCAUGGAAGCCCAGUUGCUUCAUGGGGCUAGCAAGAAAUAGGAGUGUUUUAAACCCAGCAUUAGCCACUGUCUCUGUUUUCCCUAAAGGACUGGAUUAGCUUUAUCCAU